UUGUGCCAAGUUUUGAUGUUGUUAUGCCAAUGGCGGAUCACCGAAUCUGUGUAAGGCAUUUAUAUGCCAACUUUUGAGAUAAAGGAUUUCGGGGGGUGGCCUUGAAGGAAUUGUUGUGGAAGGCAGCAUCGGCAUAUACUGAGGUCGAGUUCAGAUUUCAGAUGGAAGAGAUGAAGAAAGUCAGUCCUGAUGCCUUUGACUACCUAGACAAGAUUGACCCCAGCGGAUGGUCGAGAGCAUGGUUCAGUGACUAUCCUAAAUGUGACCUCCUUGUCAACAAUAUAUGCGAGUGUUUCAACUCAUACAUCCUGAAGGCACGUGACAAGCCAAUUCUGACGAUGCUUGAGAUGAUUAGGAAGCAGCUCAUGAGAAGGUACCAACUUAAAAGAGAUGGCAUCAACAAAUUGAAGGGCAAGUUGUGCCCUAGAAUUGUUGAGAAGCUUGAGGCCAUUGGUGAGGCUGCAUCGGACUGCCUAUCCCGUUUUGCUGGUGAUGGCAUAUUUGAAGUAGAACAGGGAAGAAGGCAAUAUGCUGUGGAUUUGAGGAGGAGGACAUGUGGUUGCAGACAGUGGGAGGUGACUGGGAUCCCAUGUGCACAUGCACAUUCUGCCAUAACAUUUCAUGGGCAUAAACCGGAGGAUUAUGUAGAUUCAUGUUAUAGCAUUGAGAUGUACAAGAAGGCUUAUGCUCCCAUCAUAUAUCCAAUUCCUAGUGAGGAACAGUGGGUAAAGACUGCGCAUGAUGUAUUGGAUCCGCCUAGAUCAAAAAAGAUGCCAGGCAAACCUCGAAAGGCCAGGGUAAGAGGUCCUGAUGAGUCGAGAGUUCCUCAGAAUCCUUAUAGAAUGAGAAAGUUUGGAUUGAAGGGUAGAUGUGGGAUUUGCAAGCUGGUUGGACACAACAACAGGACCUGUCCAAUGAAGAAGGACCAGCCCUCGACAGAAGUUGAUUUGCCUACUCCACCCCUAGCUAGUUUGCCCACUCCACCCUCAACAAGUACCCAAAGCGUUGGAUGUAGCAGUAGUACAAGGGGAGGUGCACAACCAGCCUCCAACAGUCGAAGGGGGGGUGCACAACCAGCCCUCAAAAGGACAAUUACUGGUGCUACACAGCAACCCACUGCCACUGCCCCACCUAUUGCAACAGCUGAGAAAAAUUUGCAAAAUCCUGUUGGACUUAAAGUGCCCAGCUGGAACAGGCAACCGCCAGCACCCAAACCAUGCAUACCAGUUAGAAGAGUGUCUAAUCGAAUCAGGGCCAUGGUGCAAAGUGUUCCAAUUCAAAAGGGUCCACCUUUUUUGAUUGACCUCACAGCUAGGACUAGUACUGAUGGAGGAGGGAGAGUAUUUGGGUUGACCCCAAGAACCCCACAAGUUGCAGAACACGGUGCGGCGACAACAUCCUCAACACCGGCGAAAGGAAAAAGGAUCGCCCAUACCAUUGAAAAAGGAUUACAGAUUAUGGAGUCAAAGCCGAAAAGGAAAAGACCAGAAUGGAAGCAUUGAAGUUUUUGUUUUCUGGAAUAUAAUGGCAUUUUGUAUAUAGGAAAGGGUUGGACAUGUAGUUUAUGUAAGUAGUUUGAAUUGCAUGCUGAUUUCUUUUGGACAGAUUUCAGUGUCUUUAAAAA
Messenger RNA from Alnus glutinosa, 1624 nucleotides. RefSeq lists its product as uncharacterized. The record is from RefSeq and is a predicted model, not a curated record. The transcript has 3 exons. NCBI's taxonomy places the organism in Eukaryota, Viridiplantae, Streptophyta, Magnoliopsida, Fagales, Betulaceae. Bases 162 to 1502 code for a protein of 446 amino acids. Gene Ontology annotation, molecular function: zinc ion binding.